GAUCAGGGCCGGGCCGGGGCCGCGCCGCCUGCGAUGCCGGGCGCCCGCCGCAGCCGCCGCCGCCGGAACCCGGGAUGGGGCGAGAGGCUGCGGCGGAUGCCAGCAUCUCCCCGCCGGGGGCCCCGGGGGCCGCGGAGCCGCCGCCGCCGCUGCUGCCACCGCUGCUGAGACCCGGCAGGCGAUGGGAUGAAGAUGAGACGCUACAAGCUCUUUCUCAUGUUCUGUAUGGCCGGCCUGUGCCUCAUCUCCUUCCUGCACUUCUUUAAGACCCUGUCCUACGUCACCUUCCCCAGAGAACUGGCCUCCCUCAGCCCUAACCUCCUGUCCAGCUUCUUCUGGAACAAUGCCCCCGUCACGCCCCAGGCCAGCCCAGAGCCGGGGAGCCCCGACCUGCUGCGUACCCCACUCUAUUCCCACUCACCCCUGCUCCAGCCGCUGCCCCCCAGCAAGGCCGCCGAGGAACUCCACCGCAUGGACUUCGUGCUCCCCGAGGACACCACCGAGUAUUUCGUCCGCACCAAAGCCGGGGGUGUCUGCUUCAAACCGGGCACCAAGGUGCUGGAGAAGCCCCCGUCGGGGCGGCCAGAGGAGAAGACGGAGGGGGGCGAUGGCUCAUCUGCCCGCGGCCCAGCCCGGCACCUGCUGAGUGCCCGGGAGCGCACGGGGGGCCGGGGCACGCGGCGCAAGUGGGUGGAGUGCGUGUGCCUGCCAGGCUGGCACGGGCCCAGCUGCGGGGUGCCCACCGUGGUGCAGUACUCCAACCUGCCCACCAAGGAGCGCCUGGUGCCCAGGGAGGUGCCGCGGCGCGUCAUCAACGCCAUCAACGUCAACCACGAGUUCGACCUGCUGGACGUGCGCUUCCACGAGCUGGGCGACGUGGUGGACGCCUUCGUGGUGUGCGAGUCCAACUUCACGGCCUACGGGGAGCCCCGGCCGCUCAAGUUCCGGGAGAUGCUGACCAACGGCACGUUCGAGUACAUCCGGCACAAGGUGCUCUACGUCUUCCUGGACCACUUCCCGCCGGGCGGGCGGCAGGACGGCUGGAUCGCCGACGACUACCUGCGCACCUUCCUCACCCAGGACGGCCUGGCGCGGCUGCGCAACCUGCGGCCCGACGACGUGUUCAUCAUCGACGACGCGGACGAGAUCCCCGCGCGCGACGGCGUGCUCUUCCUCAAGCUCUACGACGGCUGGACCGAGCCCUUCGCCUUCCACAUGCGCAAGUCCCUCUACGGCUUCUUCUGGAAGCAGCCGGGCACGCUGGAGGUGGUGUCGGGCUGCACCGUGGACAUGCUGCGCUCGGUGUACGGGCUGGACGGCAUCCGCCUGCGCCGCCGCCAGUACUACACGAUGCCCGCCUUCCGGCAGUACGAGAACCGCACGGGCCACAUCCUGGUGCAGUGGUCGCUGGGCAGCCCCCUGCACUUCGCCGGCUGGCACUGCUCCUGGUGCUUCACCCCCGAGGGCAUCUACUUCAAGCUCGUGUCUGCCCAGAACGGGGACUUCCCGCGCUGGGGCGACUACGAGGACAAGCGGGACCUCAAUUACAUCCGGAGCCUGAUCCGCACCGGGGGCUGGUUCGACGGCACGCAGCAGGAGUACCCGCCGGCCGACCCCAGCGAGCACAUGUACGCCCCAAAGUACCUGCUGCAGAACUACAACCAGUUCCGCUACCUCCUGGACAACCCCUACCAGGGGCCCAGGAGCACGGCCGCAGGGGGGCCGCGGAGCAGGGGCUCAGAGGGAAGGCCCCCCGCCAGGGCCAAGUCGGACGCGGUGGAAGGCUAAGGUGGCGCGGUGUUUAGGGCCAGUGGCAGGGCAGGGGUGCGACUGCCCUCCUGUCAUCUUCCUGCCUCCUGACCUUGGGGGUCUUGAGAGAGGGGACCGGAAGUGGAUGCUGGGAGACUCUUCCCUGUCCAAGCCCUGGUGGCUCAGGGGUCAGGCCUGUGACCUCAAAAACCGUCACUCCUCAUGGUGAGAGGGGACCCUGACCCUCCCGCCCUCCAAGCGAGCUGUGCCAGGAGGUGCCGCGGAGGGUGCAGGAUGGUAACUGGGUGGCCGGGGAGGGUGGGAAGGAGCUGCAGGAGCUCCUGGUGGCCCGCGGGAGCUGCUGUGUGAAAGGCGUGCCGGGAGGUCCCCAGCUCUGUAAAUAGUUGCGUUUGGUCCCAGGCGGAAGCGGGGACGCCAGGGAAGGAGGGUGUGGAAAACAGCAUCCAGCUGAGAGGUGGCCCAGAGUCCUCGGAAGUGCUGGGCCAGGAUCCGGAAGUGCUGGGCCAGGACCCAGGGACCUCCAGCCGCCUCCCCUCAGGGCCCCAGAAGCUCCUGAGCUGACAGGCGGGGCCUGGCGAAGCCGGGGGAGGCCUCCUUUCAGUUCUGAACCUGGCGUUGAUGUCCCUUCUUACUUUUCAUCUUUCCGUCUAGUGGACUCCCACUUGGUCCUCGCAAGGCCAGGAGUCCAGUACUCAGGGUGGGAGGGGACAUCAGCCAGCCUAGUAGGUCAGACAGGGGUGCCCCACACCCCUUCCUGCCGGAAUCCCCAGCCCCAGCUCUCCACUGUCUCAGGUGGAGUUACCCUGUACCCCUUCUUGGUGUUGGCUAGGGGCCAGAAGAGCCCCGAGGCUGCCCUGGGCCCCAGAGGACCAUUAAGACCAGUUCUGUGCCAUCUCCUGCCCUUAGUGUGCCCCACGGGGGCAGGAGAUAUAUUCAUUAAAGUAGAUUCUAAGCUGCUGUAAUGGAAAGACCCCGAAAUACAGUGGUUUAAGCAAGACAGAAGCUUGUGUCUAAUUUAACUGUCUGGAGGGAGAUGGUCUGGAUCGAGUAGGGCAGCUCUGCCUCCUCAGACACACCGUCCAGCUCUGGACAGAGUGGUUGCUCCAGUUCCACCAUCACGUGCAUCCGAGCCCGGGGGGUGGGGGGAGCAGAGGGAAGCACGGAAACACACACCCUUUCCUGUCAACGGCGUGAGCCAGAGAUGGCAAAGCUGCUGCUGACCGCAGCGUGCUGGUCAGGACUUAGUCACAUGACCACAGUAGCUGCAAGGGAAGCUGGGCCUCCACGUGCCCAGCCUCAGCCUGGUUCUCUUCUU
Molecule: messenger RNA, 3085 nt
Organism: Myotis myotis
Lineage: Eukaryota; Metazoa; Chordata; Mammalia; Chiroptera; Vespertilionidae
Gene: MGAT3
Product: beta-1,4-mannosyl-glycoprotein 4-beta-N-acetylglucosaminyltransferase
Exons: 2
Coding region: 187-1788 (533 amino acids)
Biological process (GO): N-acetylglucosamine metabolic process; protein N-linked glycosylation
Cellular component (GO): membrane
Molecular function (GO): beta-1,4-mannosylglycoprotein 4-beta-N-acetylglucosaminyltransferase activity
Source: RefSeq, a predicted model, not a curated record